This is a messenger RNA of Scatophagus argus, 4595 nucleotides long. RefSeq names its product TBC1 domain family, member 30 (gene tbc1d30). The coding region runs from base 240 to 3602 and encodes 1120 amino acids. Gene Ontology annotation, cellular component: endoplasmic reticulum. Lineage: Eukaryota; Metazoa; Chordata; Actinopteri; Scatophagidae. The record is from RefSeq and is a predicted model, not a curated record. The transcript has 15 exons.
AUUGUUUCGUCCCGGAGGGGAGGCAGGAAAAUCGAGUCUCGAACAUACAGGAAGGAAACUAAAAGCCGUCAGACGGGUCUCUACCUUUAUGAGGAAAGGAAUGGAGUGCUCCAGGAACUCUAUCCUGCUAGAAACGCUCAAAGGAAACUUUAUAAGUUCAGCUUUCUUUUCUGGAAAAAUAAAAAACUCACCCAUAGAGAAACAAUUGGUGGAAUAGAGAGUUUGCCGCUAAUUUAAACAUGGCGUCCGAGGUGAAAUUAAACGGGAAUGAACUUUUGGAAGUUGACAUAUGCGACCGCGGCGUGUGUUCCGAGGACGAGAGCGGCGUUUUUGUCAACUCUGCCGCCUCCCUCCAGGAUGAUUUCUCCGGCUUCCAGCGGUGGACGCACCCCGCCGAGUCACCUAAUGACACAUCAUCACCGCUGGGACAGCAAGUCCACAGCGGACACGGAGCUCCGCCUGGCACUGCCAGCCAAAGAGCCAACCCGGCCGCAAGCAGUGACUCUGAAUCCCAGGGAGAUGGGGUUACAGCUCUGAGGACUUCCAUAGUGGACUGUCUGCUGGUGGAGCUUUAUGAAACGUGCAGUGGAGGCAGCAGGAGGAACGUGGACAGCUGGGACAGCUCCACGGAGGCGUCCGGCUCUGAUGCUUUCCUGGGCCGCAGUAACUCCGGGUCCAGCUUCCUCCAGGAGCUCCAGGAGAAGCACACCAGGAGGCAUCAGAUGAACUACCUGGACCAGAAAGCCCUGGAGGAGCUGCAUUCAAUCAUCCAGGAGGUGAAGUACCGUACUGCCCUGCAGUCGGCCAAGCUGAUUCGCCAGCUGAGGAGGCGGGACCGACUUUACCACAAACUGCAGAAGAACUACGACAUCAUCACAGCCUGCCUUCAGGCCGUCUCACAAAAACGACGAGUGGACACAAGGCUGAAGUUUACCAUCGAACCAUCGCUGGGAAAGAAUGGAUUCCAGCAGUGGUACGACGCCCUUAAGGCCGUGGCCAGACUCCCGACUGGGAUCCCAAAGGAAUGGAGGAAGAGGGUUUGGCUGACACUGGCAGACCAGUACCUCCACAGCAUCUCUAUCGACUGGGAGAAGACGCUUCGGUUUGCCUUUAACGAACGCAGCAACCCCGACGACGACUCCCUCGGCAUCCAAAUCGUCAAGGACCUGCACAGGACGGGCUGCAGUUCUUACUGUGGCCAGGAGGGGGAGCAGGACAGGGUGGUGCUGAAGAGAGUGCUGCUCGCCUACGCCCGCUGGAAUAAAAGUGUGGGCUACUGCCAGGGAUUCAAUGUACUGGCCGCACUCAUUUUAGAAGUUACUGAAGGCAAUGAGAGCGACGCCCUCAAGGUGAUGAUCUAUCUGAUUGACAAAGUGCUGCCUGAGAGUUAUUUUGCCAAUAACCUGCGAGCAUUGUCAGUGGACAUGGCGGUGUUCAGAGACCUGCUGCGUCUAAAGCUGCCCAGACUCUCCCAGCAUCUCCACCACCUGCAGAAAGCUGCCAACAGAGAAGCUGGAGGCAGCUACGAGCCUCCGCUGACCAACGUGUUCACUAUGCAGUGGUUCCUCACCAUGUUCGCCACCUGCCUACCGGCGCCCACCGUGCUGAAGAUCUGGGACUCGGUUUUCUUCGAGGGUUCGGAGGUGCUGUUCAGGGUCGCCCUCGCCAUCUGGGAGAGACUGGGAGAGAGGAUCGAAUACUGUCAGACAGCAGACGAGUUUUACAGCACAAUGGGAUGUCUCACUCAGGAGAUGCUGGAGGACAACCUCAUCGAUUCUACUGAACUCAUGCAGGAGGUCUACUCCAUGGCCGUGUUUCCUUUCCCUCAGCUGGCUGAGCUGAGAGAGAAAUACACCUACAACAUCACUCCGUUCCCUACCUCAGUCAAAUCCAAUGGAAGUGGCGGUCUGGGCAACUGGGAGAGUGAUGACGACGCCGACAUGGAUGAUGAAGACUCUGUGGUGACAGCGCUUGGUUGCCUGGGUCCCCUGGGGGGCCUGCUGGCCCCUGAGCUGCAGAGAUACCAGAAACAUCUGAAAGACCAGCGAGCAGAGCAGGGGAACAUCGCAGAGCUGAGCCCAGGAGCGGUGGGAGCCGGAGGGGCGGGAGGUGGAGGAGGACGAGGGGGUGCCAAGGCGGAGCAUCAAGCAGCAAUCAACAGCAUGAUGAUGGAGAGAAUGAACACCGACAUCUACGCCCUGAAGAAGCAAUACGCACGCAUCAAAAGGCGUCAGCAACAACAGGCUAUGCAGCUCUACAUUCGCACAGGACCGAGACCUAAAGUGGCCACGAGUCCGGGUGUUCUUCAGGAGUGUCCCAACAGUUGCAGCGACGGUACUGGCCAUCACACUGACGACAAGUGCCCCGCCACCCGUGUCCUGGCCUCCCAGCUGAACCCUUCCGGCUCCGUAAUCAACCACCUCCUUCUGGGUCGGAAACCACGCGGAGGCUCCAGACUCACAUCCACUAGCACAUCCACACUGCCAGGGUCACGGGCCACUUUUCUGUCCCAGAGUCAGAACUCCCCGACCAGGCAGCGCUGUGACUCCAACAGCACUGGAUCCCCAGGGAGCACUGGACGAGGCGCAGGGUCGCCUUGGCGUGCUCAUGUCCGGGCACAUCGAAGGAACAUAGCCAGGGCCCGAGCACAGUUGGGCUUUGGCGAUUCAGAGGAAAGGGAAGAUGAGGAGGAAGAAGGAGCAUUGGCUGGAGUGGAGGGUAAAGAGGAGAGGGAAGUUGAGGAAAAUGAUAAUGAGGAAGAGAAAGAGGGGGUUGACUCUUCUGUCUCUCCAUCUACUGAUCCAUCUGGUACAGAGUCAGUAUGUGAAGAGAACCAACAGGUUGCAGAUGAGUCCAAAGAAGUGGAAGUUGCAGAGGUGGUGGUGCAGCUGCACUCCCUGGAUUUAGAGAAAGAAUCAAAUGUGACCUCCCCAAACAACGCAAACUCAGAUGCACAACCCACCCUACCAGAGCCUAAACCUGUACCCCAAGUCCCUCUUCUUCCUCCUCCGCCGUCCUCGAACAGACACAAGGAGUCUCAUUUCUCAGGUUCAGGGAGAAACAGCGCCUCUGACAGACACCUUCCCACCAUUGCUUUACCUCCACCUGACCGCUCCUUCAGCAUCCCUUCUUCCUCACCUUCCACCGCAAGUCCUACCUCUUCUCCGGUCCCUACAUCUGCUUCUCUCGGCCCGUCCUGCUCGUCUUCUCCAUCACCACCCUCCACUCCAACACCAAGCUCCACAUCCUUCCUCUGGCCAUCCCCUUCAGCUAAUGACCCCUCCUCUCUCUCUCUUCCGGCAUCCUCAACCUUUUACAAAACUUCCUCACCCUCUACUCCCUCACUUUCCUCCAUCUCCUCAUUGUCCAGAUCUCACAUGUCCUCCUCUCCGUCAACCCCAGUGUUCUCGUCCACCGGCGCCAUCACUCCCAAGCAGCAGGUUUUUUCCCCAUUCCCUAGCGUAAAGCAACCAAGGAAAUCAGCUGCAGCCAGAAAUCUCGGUCUCUAUGGCCCUACAUCCAGAACCCCCACUGUUCACUUCCCUCAUCUCACCCGCAACCUCAACCGUAGUAGUGGUGUUGGCACUACCGGGAGGCGAUGAAAUCUCUGCGCUCAUGACCUGAUGCUAGAAACACACCAUUGUUACACGAAAAGAUCAUUCUAUAUAACUACACCGUGUUGCCUCCUACAUACCAAGAAAAUUACCUGUAUCUUAUUUGAAGUAGAUUGAAAGUUCUAGAAAUGUACAGUUCAGAUGUGUGUAGAAAUUGCCUGAAAUUCACAAACAAUUACAAACAUUUAGGAACUAGUUGAUAAUUACUGGUGAAGGGAAUUUCUUUAUUUUGUUUAAGGUUUAAUCAACAUUUACACUGUACGUCUAAGGUAAAGCUAACACAGGACUGUAAGACUAUUACAAUAUCAAGCCCUUUACAGUGGCCUAUGCAGGUCCUCCUUGACCAAGAUGGAUACAUGAUAAAAAAAAAAAAAAGAUGAGACAUCACAUGUGAACUAUGUUUUUAGGACUUUACAUUGAAUUUGUGCUGGACAUCUGUUCAGUAAUGGUUUGUGAACCUCGAGAAAAGGAUUGUCCCUGGACUGAAACAUGAAGAAACUGUGGCCUGGACAAAUGCUUCCUUCUGGACUCAGUAUGGAUCACAUGUGGCCACUUGAUGAACUACCUUUUUUUCUAUGAGAUGACACAAUAGCCAUCCAGUUGUUUUUAUGCCAAGAAACAAUAGAUUCUUAAGAAUUGUUGUAAAUGUGUGUGCCCAAAAAACUUCCCAAUCUGAAAAACUUUGAUGUCCUGAAGCACUUGCCAUUUUUUGUUCAGUCUGAUGGUGAAAUCAUUCUGUGUGUGCACUCUGUAACGUGACUGUUGAACACCAGGAAUGUAAUAUAUCAGUAAAUAAUUAAGAAAGCAUGAAUGGUAAUGCUACUCCUAGCUUGGCCAAGUUUCGCUUGGACCAUUGGGGUGUGAAUACUGUGUAAAUGAAAUGUGGGAGUUCAAAAUAUGAAGGAAUUUGUCACAUAAAAUCAUAGUGGUUAAAAUAUGGUGUAAAAUAAACUUGCACAGCGAUUAAGUUGAGACAUCAAA